This is a messenger RNA of Centruroides sculpturatus (bark scorpion), 678 nucleotides long. RefSeq lists its product as uncharacterized. Lineage: Eukaryota; Metazoa; Arthropoda; Arachnida; Scorpiones; Buthidae. The record is from RefSeq and is a predicted model, not a curated record. Gene Ontology annotation, molecular function: nucleic acid binding; zinc ion binding. Bases 1 to 678 code for a protein of 225 amino acids. The transcript is spliced from 2 exons.
AUGGGAGUUCUUGUCACACCACACGGAAGUCUCAAGUCAUCACGUGGUGUGAUAUCUGAGGUAGACUUGAUGUCAGAAGACGAAUCAGAUAUACUGUCGGGCCUUUCAGAUCAAGGUGUCACCAAUGUCCAACGCAUCUCUAUUCGUCGAGACGGCAGGGUGAUACCUACUAAACACCUAAUUCUGACAUUUAACAAGCCGACAUUACCAUCUGUUAUUACAGCAGGAUAUCUGCGUUGCCCACGGUUUGGACAUUCUCAGGCAUCUUGCCGUGGCAAGAAUGUAUGUACACAGUGUGGGGAUGAAGGUCACGAGAGUACCGAGUGUACCUGUACCCCAUGCUGUGUAAACUGCAAAGAUUCACAUCCUUCCUACUACCGAAAAUGCCCUGCAUGGCAGAGAGAGAAAGAGAUUCAGUGCGUGAAAACAGUCAACAAUCUACCUUACUCAGAGGCACGACGCAUGGUAACUUUAAAUGCACCAGUGAAACAGAAGACAUUUGCUGCUGUUCUGAAAUCCACAAAUACAUGUGGAGUUCAGACAUACAUUUCUGUUUCACCAAAUGAAUCUCUAACUCGCCACGAAAAAUGUUUGCUUAUACCAUCUACCCAAACAGCAGAAAAGGAGAGCAAGAAAACCAAAACACCCCUACCUAAAACAGGAGUCAUAACAACAUAA